AUGCAGCGAGCUUUUAUAGUUAUCCUCACCUUCUCUCUUGGGUCAGGGGCUGCUCCCAGGUACAUCUGCACCUACUACGAUGUGGUUGAGUACCUGAACAUCUCCUCUCACAGCAAGGUGCACGCACACAUACUGCCCAAGACAGACUUGAAGGAGCCUGUGGAGGUGAAGAUGGAUUUCAUGCUGAUGGCUAUUCUCUCCGUGGAGUGGAAAAACACUUUUGCAACCUGGAACCCGCAGGAUUUCUGUAACAUUUCCAAAGUCAUUCUGCCCAUGGAAUCGUAUUGGUCUCCCCCCAUCUUCAUUUUAGAGCGAGUGAAUGGACAAAAGCCGAACUUGGAUUACAUGGGUGUAACGCACAACGGCACCUUCAACUCCACCCAGCCCUUCCAGGCGACCUUGACGUGCAGCUUGAUGAUCUUCAAGUUCCCCUUUGACACCCAGACCUGCAACUUGAGCAUAGCUUCAUUUCUCUACCCAGUUACAGACCUUGUCAUGAAGACGAAGCGGGCACCAGCUGAUAUGAUGAGAGACAGCCAGAGUUACUUCCUCACUGAUGGAGAAUGGAAGUUCACCAACCUGAGCAUCAUUGAAUACAUGGAAAACCUGGAUGAUGGACAAUUUUCCGUGGUCACCUACAUGAUUUCCAUGGAGAGACGACCCACUCUGUACAUUUUGAACCUGAUCCUGCCGACAUGUGCGCUGUACCUGCUGGACAUGGCCGUGCUGUUUGGACCCAGCUCCCUCGAGGAGAAAAUCAAUUUCCAGAUUGCCAUCAUCCUUGGAAGCUCCAUGUUAGCUGUGAUUCUCAACAACAUCCUCCCGACGUCCUCCAACAGGCCACCCGUGAUAGUGGUAUUCUUCCUGGGCACCUUCCUCCUCAUGAUCAUGGCUGUGUUCGACACCUUCUUCUUGUUGCACCAGCAGCACAAAUCCCUAUACGUAGACAAGGUUCUCAGAAGCUUCCAGCAAGAUGUGCACACCAAGCUGGCAACGAGAGCCACAAACAACCAGAGCACGAAACACCUGGCCAAGGACGGUGCCCAACAGCCGAACCUUCCCAAGAAGGCCCAGGAAAAGGGACAACCAGCCAAGCGCCACUGGCAGCCACAGGAGCAGGACCCGUUUCUGCCUGUUCUGGAGAAGGUGCUUCUCUACAGCCACUUCUUCCUGUCCCUGGUUUUCUUUGCUAUUAUUUUUACUAAAUGGAGCAGCUGA
Messenger RNA from Strigops habroptila (Kakapo), 1218 nucleotides. Its product is annotated as 5-hydroxytryptamine receptor 3A-like. Bases 1 to 1218 code for a protein of 405 amino acids. Gene Ontology annotation, cellular component: synapse; membrane; neuron projection. The transcript has 8 exons. Lineage: Eukaryota; Metazoa; Chordata; Aves; Psittaciformes; Psittacidae. Gene Ontology annotation, biological process: nervous system process; signal transduction; regulation of membrane potential. Gene Ontology annotation, molecular function: extracellular ligand-gated monoatomic ion channel activity; neurotransmitter receptor activity; transmembrane signaling receptor activity. The record is from RefSeq and is a predicted model, not a curated record.